Metarhizium brunneum ARSEF 3297 is the source of this 2358-nucleotide messenger RNA. RefSeq names its product ATP-dependent 6-phosphofructokinase (gene pfkA). Gene Ontology annotation, molecular function: 6-phosphofructokinase activity; ATP binding; fructose-6-phosphate binding. Gene Ontology annotation, cellular component: cytoplasm; mitochondrion; 6-phosphofructokinase complex. The record is from RefSeq and is a predicted model, not a curated record. Lineage: Eukaryota; Fungi; Ascomycota; Sordariomycetes; Hypocreales; Clavicipitaceae. Gene Ontology annotation, biological process: fructose 6-phosphate metabolic process; canonical glycolysis; fructose 1,6-bisphosphate metabolic process.
AUGGCCGCUCCGAAGAAAAAGAUUGCCGUCAUGACCUCUGGGGGUGACUCCCCAGGCAUGAAUGGUGUUGUUCGAGCUGUUGUGCGAACAGCUAUCCACAUGGAUUGCGAUGCCUAUGCCGUCUACGAAGGAUACGAGGGCUUGGUGCGAGGAGGCAAUUUCAUCAGGAAGAUGGAAUGGCACGAUGUUCGAGGCUGGCUCUCCGAGGGAGGUACGCUUAUCGGAACUGCUCGCUGCAUGGCUUUCUACGAGCGACCGGGGCGCUUGACGGCCGCCAAAAACAUGGUCCUGAACGGCAUCGACGCCCUGAUUAUCUGCGGAGGAGAUGGCUCACUCACCGGCGCCGACAGAUUCCGGUCCGAAUGGCCGUCAUUGCUGGAGGAGUUGGUGACGAGUGGCGAGCUUUCCGAGGACCAGGUUGCUCCCUACCAGCACCUCAACAUCGUUGGCAUUGUUGGUUCCAUUGACAACGACCUCUCCGGCACCGACGCCACCGUUGGCUGCUACUCCGCGCUGUCACGAAUUUGCGAAAUGGUCGACUACAUUGAGGCUACCGCCUCGUCUCAUUCCCGUGCCUUCGUCAUCGAGGUCAUGGGACGACACUGCGGGUGGCUAGCUCUUUUGGCCGGAGUCGCAACAGGUGCAGACUUUGUCUUCAUCCCUGAGCGUCCUCAAGAGCACGACUGGAGAAAAGACAUGCGUUUGGUUGUCAAUCGACAUCGAAAGCUCGGCAAGCGCAAGACAAUUGUCAUCGUCGCCGAGGGCGCCCGCGAUAAGGACGGCAACAAGAUUGUCCCCGAGGAAAUUAAGGAUCUUCUGGCCGACAAGGCGGAGGGUGGUCUCGGACUUGAUACUCGCAUCACUACUCUGGGUCAUGUCCAGCGCGGAGGUACGGCAGUUGCCUACGACCGCGUGCUCUCUACGCUUCAGGGUGUGGAAGCCGUCCACGCCGUCUUGGAAGCCACCCCCGACACCGAGACUUGCUUCAUUGCCAUGAACGAGAACAAGAUUGUACGCAAGCCGCUGAUGAAGGCUGUCCAAGAAACCAAGGAACUGGCCGAGGCUGUCGAUGCAAAGGACUUUGAGAAGGCCAUGUCGCUGCGUGAUGCCGAGUUUGCCGACCAGUACAAUUCGUACAUUACAACGACCAACGUCAUGAUUGACGACCACAAGCUACCCCAUAAGCACCGCAUGAAGGUUGGCUUCAUCAACGUUGGCGCCCCGGCAGGGGGAAUGAACGCGGCGGUGCGAGCAGCCGUUGCGUACUGUAUCGGUCGAGGACACGAGCCGAUUGCCAUUCAUAACGGAUUUGCAGGCUUUGCGCGUCACCACGACGAUAAGCCCGUGGGCUCUGUCCGACCGUUUGACUGGCUCGAAGUAGAUGGCUGGGCGAGUAAGGGUGGCUCUGAGAUUGGCACGAACCGUGAGCUGCCAGAAGAAUCGGGCAUGGAGCUCAUUGCCAACUUGAUUGAGCAGUAUGAAUUUGAUGCCCUCUUCAUCAUUGGGGGUUUCGAGGCCUUUCACUCUGUGGCCCAACUGCGAAAGCACAGGGACGAGUACCCUUCACUCUGCAUCCCCAUCUGCCUCCUGCCCGCGACCAUCUCCAACAACGUGCCGGGCACCGAAUACUCUCUUGGAUCGGACACGUGCUUGAAUGAGCUCGUGGGUUACUGCGACAAAAUUAAGCAGUCUGCGUCUGCCACUCGUCGACGAGUGUUUGUCAUUGAGACGCAGGGCGGUCGCUGCGGCUACGUUGCCACGCUCAGCGGGCUGAGUGUUGGGGCGUCGGCAGUCUACAUCCCAGAAGAGGGAAUCAGUCUCUCCAUGCUCAACGCGGAUGUCAACCAUCUCAAGGAGGUGUUUAAAAACGACCGUGGGCAGUCCCGCGCGGGUCGUCUCAUCCUGGUCAACGAAAAGGCGAGCAAAGUGUACGAUGCCAAGCUCAUUGCCAACAUUAUCCGCGAGGAAGCCCACGACCGGUUCGAGAGCCGUGAAAGCAUCCCCGGACACGUGCAACAGGGCGGUGUUCCAUCCCCCAUGGACCGCUGCCGGGCGGUUCGGUUGGCCAUCAAGUGCAUCCAGCACCUGGAGGACUUUGGCUGCAACGCCCAUAACCGCGUCAAGAAGGACCCCCACAGCACGUCGGUCAUUGGCAUCCAGGGCUCCGAGGUUGUGUUCACGCCGGUGAAGGCGCUGGAGGAGCAGGGGACGGACUGGCCCAACAGACGGCCCAAGGCUGCCCACUGGCUAGAGGUGCGUGACGUGGUGGACAUGCUGGGCGGUCGGCCUGACUAUCCCAGACCGGAGAAGAGUCUGACGGGGUUGAUUGCCAAAGACACCAAGAGGGGCAUUGCCUGA